Molecule: messenger RNA, 1578 nt
Organism: Hirsutella rhossiliensis
Lineage: Eukaryota; Fungi; Ascomycota; Sordariomycetes; Hypocreales; Ophiocordycipitaceae
Product: corA-like mg2+ transporter protein
Exons: 3
Coding region: 1-1578 (525 amino acids)
Biological process (GO): mitochondrial magnesium ion transmembrane transport
Cellular component (GO): mitochondrial inner membrane
Molecular function (GO): magnesium ion transmembrane transporter activity
Source: RefSeq, a predicted model, not a curated record
AUGUCCGUCGUCGGCAUGCAGCCCGCAGUGCGACCGACGGCCCCGUCCCGCAGCCUGCUCCGAUUCCUGCGAUGCCAGACCGAGGCCGUGCUGCACGCGCCCGCCGCCGGUGCGCAGCUCUGUCGGCGCGCGCGGGAGCCGGGCUCGCCCGCCCGAGGGGGCAGCGCCAGAGGGGGCAGCGCCCGCCUCCUGUCGACGGCCUGCUGGCGAGCCCAGGCGCAGCCGAGCCCCGGCUUCUUCUACUCGACGGCCUAUGCCACGCGCAAGCCUGGCGAGCCCGCAGCCCCCAAGCGGGAGCGCGCGGCGACAUGGCAGGAGAGGCUCUGGGGCAGCACCGCGCGCAAGGGUGCCAAGCCGCUCAAGCCCGAUGACCUCCCCUCGCACGAAGACCUCGCGCCCUCGUCCACCAUGUUCAACAGCCGCCGCGUCCAGACGGCAAAGGCGGCGCUCGAGCCCAGGCUGCGGUGCACCGAGGUGGACGAGCACGGCAAGGUCAUCUUGGUCGACGGCGAGUUCAAGAAGACGGAGCUCAUUGCCAAGUUUGGCCUGCUCCCCCGCGACUUGCGCAAGAUCGAUUCCUCCAACCUGCCUCACAUCCUCGUCCGCCCCUCAGCCAUCCUCCUCAACCUGCUCCACCUCAAGGUGCUCAUCAAGCACGACCGCGUCCUCCUCUUCGACGUCUACGGCUCCAAGACGUCGUACCCGCAGUCGGCCUUCAUGUACGACCUCCAGGGCAGGCUGCAGCAGAAGCCGUCGCAGGGCUCCAGCGGGCUGCCCUACGAGUUCCGCGCCCUCGAGGCGGUCCUGACGUCGGUCACGUCGGAGAUGGAGGCCGACUUCGAGGCGGUCCGGGAGCCCGUCAUGCACAUCCUCAGCGAGCUCGAGGACGACAUCGACCGCGACAAGCUGCGCGUCCUGCUCAUCCUGUCCAAGCGGGUGAGCACGUUUGAGCAAAAGGCCAAGCUGGUGCGCGACGCCAUCGAGGAGCUACUCGAGGCCGACGACGACCUGGCGGCCAUGUACCUCACCGAGAAGACGCACGACCUGUACCGGGGCAUGGACGAGCACACAGAGGUGGAGAUGCUGCUCGAGUCGUACCACAAGCUCACCGACGAGAUUGUGCAAGAGGCGGGCAACCUGGUAUCCGGGAUCCGCAACACGGAGGAACUCGUCCGGGCGAUUCUCGACGCCAACCGCAACUCGCUGAUGCUCAUGGAGCUCAAGUUCAGCGUGGGCACGCUGGGGCUGGCCAUGGGGACGUUCCUGGCGGGCCUCUACGGCAUGAACCUCAACAACUUCAUCGAAGAGACGGGGUGGGGGUUCGGGGUGGUGACGGGGACAUCGAUGGGCUUUUCGCUGCUCGUGUGCUGGUACGGCUUGGCCAAGCUGCGCAAGGUGCAGCGCAUCAAGAUGAUGAGCCACGAGCACCCGCACCUGCCGCGCGGCCUGGCCUUUCGAGAGGACGGGGCGCUCGGGCUGCUCGACUCGCGCAACCGGGAGAUGCUACGGCGCGCGCACAUGCAGCGAGCCAGCUGGGCCACGGCGUCCAAGAAGAACUGGCUCAGAGCGUGGAGGUGA